Molecule: messenger RNA, 1779 nt
Organism: Daldinia decipiens
Lineage: Eukaryota; Fungi; Ascomycota; Sordariomycetes; Xylariales; Hypoxylaceae
Exons: 2
Coding region: 242-1675 (477 amino acids)
Source: RefSeq, a predicted model, not a curated record
GUCUCGACGCGGUAUCGAUGCGCUGUAUCAAUAGAAUUCUUUCAUUUUUAUGAGGCUCUGCACGAAUUGCUCUUUAAGUUACCAUUUUCCUAUUAUUUUUCUUGGAAACUUCAUUAUGAGUGUUUUGGUAUAGAAAUAACUAGAUACCUAGCUAGAAUUACUUGGCAUUUCCCCAUUAUUUUGUCGGGGGCAUCUAGAUAUCCGAAGAGUUGCCAGUGAUAUAAACAUUAUAUUUAGACCAAUGGAAAUUCUACGAGAGAUUUCACGCUUGUCUGUGGACGGCCGCAUCGAGGAUAUCUCGCCAUCCGAAAUAUGCGUUUUACGAGCCUACCCACCGUCUCAACCGGAGCCUGAUGCGAAUCUAGAGUUCGAUCCUCUUGAGAGAAUUAGCCAAGCGAUCCUAUUUGAUAAAAUUCGCAACGACCAGCUAUUCCCCCAAUCCAUCCCACCAAAACCAAGUUUGAAUAUAAUAUUCUUCCCAGAUACGAAGUGGAAACCUGUCACCAAAGAUAAAACCUUGCGUGACCAACUUUGCAGCUACCUGCGGCUGGACGAUGCGCUAUUAGCUUAUCUCAUGUCUUCGAGGUCGGGCUGGUACCAUGUGGCCAGUGAUAGACGAUACAACUUCAUGAUUAAGGACUACCUUUAUAUGCUUGCAUGGACCUUCGAUCCGACUACGCUAGAGACGCGUGCUAUGCUCGUCGCUCGGAGUGACUAUAAGAAGCGAUCUAGUCUGAAAAACAAAGAUGGAGAUUUUCACUUGCCAGGGCUUCGGGCCGCGCAUUUAUACCAUCCGCUCUCUCUCGCCUGUCUAUGCCUCACUGAUUUCGUGUUCUACUUUGACAAGCUCAUCGUUGAUGAGGGGUAUACUAUCGGCUACAUCGAGAAGAAUACUGGCCAUGGGUUAUGGGUGGAGGACGAAACCCAGACCCUGGACUUUAGCUUGGAAACCCUCAUGGUUGCUUCGAGAAACAUUGCAAGGAUCAUCGGCAUAUUUGCUAACCUGUUCAAGAGCGUGGAAGUCACACACACCAUGAUCGAGUCCCUACAGGACAAGAAAACGUGGAAAGAAUGGUAUGGCAGAGAUGAUACCGAGUCGUUGGCGAACUUCGAAUACUGCACUGCGUCUUUCAACUCGGCUGUAGGGUUGCUGAAGCUGCGUAUAAAAACGAUUAAACAAUCCGGUCGUGUCAUGGACGAACGAGCCAAGGCGCAGUCUAAUAUCGCAGCUCUUAUCCGCCGCGAAGAUGCCGUGACGGGCCACCGUCUAGCAGAGGCCAGCAAGGAGCUCGCGGAAGCGACCAGGAAGGAUAGCUCCGACAUGAAAGUGAUUGCGAUCAUGACAAUGGCAUUCCUUCCUGCGACGUUCUUCGCCGCGCUCUUUGAUCUUCCUACACUUGCGUGGGAUCAACCACAAGUAAUCACGAAUAACUUCUGGGUAUAUUGGGCGUUCACACUGCCCACGACACUUCUCAUCUUCGCUUUGUGGUAUAUACUAAACGAAUACAAAGUACUUGCGUGGUGGAAGAGGAAGGGCAAUGAUGGUUCUAUAGAGAUGGAUCCAUACAACGGCUUGCCUAAAGGUUUCUUCGAAAACCCUGGCCUGGCGGAACAUAACGGACAAAGAAAACCUAGAACCCCAUACAAUUUCUUAGGUUUUUCUAGAUGGAUGUAGGUUUGUGGUAAGUCUAAGAUCAGGUCGAGGGGCAUUCAUCUUCACAGGAAGACCAAAAGCCCUAGAGCGAGCGUAAUACUAAACUUGUACCUAUCAUAGAAAAG